AUUGGGAUUGCAGCGGAGAAUAUCAUUUUUGUCACUAUACUCAUGAUAAAUAGGAUUACUGUAUCACAAUGAUAUCAAGUUACAGAAAACUUCGGUCAAAUUGUAUGAAAUCACUGGUGCACAGAUUUUUAACUACAAAUGCAGAAGCUCGAACAAACAAUGAAAUAACUGUGCUUGGUUGCAAUUAUCUACGGGAUGCAUGGACAAAUGUUUCUUUGAAUAUUAUCUCGAAACUUGGAAGAAACCUGCAUGUUACUCAGUAUCAUCCUUUAUCUCAUAUACGUCAACAAAUUGUUAAUUAUUUUUAUAAGCAAUUUUACAAUCGUAUUGGGAACUCAAUCUUCAGUGUACACGACAAUAUAUCUCCUAUAGUCACAACAGCUCAACAGUUUGAUUCUCUUCUUAUACCAGAGGAUCACCCAAGUAGGAAGAAAACAGAUUGUUACUAUAUAAAUCAGAACACUUUGUUACGUGCUCAUACAACUGCGCAUCAAGCGGAUCUAAUUUCUAUGGGAUUAAAUAAUUUUCUUAUAAUUGGGGAUGUUUAUCGUAAAGAUGAAAUAGAUCGUGUGCAUUAUCCUGUGUUUCAUCAAGCAGAUGGUGUUAGAUUAUGUACAGUACAAGAGGUAUUUUCAAAUACAAAGGAUCCCGAUGGGUUAAGACUAUUUGAGCACAGAGGUGUAGAGAGUAGUGAAAAACAAGGUUGUCAUACUCUAGAAUCUGUAAAAAUAAUGGAACACGAAUUAAAGAAUACCUUAAUUGGAUUAGCACAGACACUUUUUGGAAAAGACAUUAGGUGCAAAUGGGUUGAACAGUAUUUUCCAUUCACCCAUCCCUCAUGGGAAUUAGAAGUUUAUUAUAAAGAUCAAUGGCUCGAACUGUUAGGAUGUGGGAUUAUACGACAAGAAAUUUUACAGUCUGCAGGAGCAGGAGAACGCAUUGGAUGGGCAUUUGGUUUGGGUUUAGAGAGAUUAGCAAUGUGUCUGUACAAUAUUCCUGAUAUCAGGUUAUUUUGGAGCAAGGAUAGUGGCUUCUUGAAUCAAUUCAAAUUUGAAGAUCCUAAUACAAUGGUACAGUACAAGCCGAUUAGCAUUUAUCCUCAGUGCAAAAAUGAUGUAAGCUUCUGGUUACCCGAAGACGGAUCUUAUUCGCCAAAUGAUUUUUAUGACAUUAUACAGGAUGUUGCUAACCAUAGAGUAGAACAAGUUAUAUUAAAAGAUGUGUAUACUCAUCCUGUAACCAAAAGAGUAUCACAUUGUUACACUAUAGUGUACAGACAUAUGGAACGUACGCUUAUAAAAAGGGAAGUAAACAAAGUUCAUGACCGAAUAAAACAACAUGUUACUGAGUGCCUACAUGUUACAGUCAGAUGAAAUACAUAAUAAAUAAGCUGAGACACAUAGCACUGUGAUCUGUUAUUAUUUCAGUGCCAUACCAUUGUACACAGGCCAUCAAUGGAAACAAUAAAAAGUAAAGAAUUAGUCGG
This is a messenger RNA of Dufourea novaeangliae, 1486 nucleotides long. RefSeq names its product probable phenylalanine--tRNA ligase, mitochondrial (gene PheRS-m). Gene Ontology annotation, cellular component: mitochondrion; cytoplasm. Bases 69 to 1373 code for a protein of 434 amino acids. Gene Ontology annotation, biological process: phenylalanyl-tRNA aminoacylation. Gene Ontology annotation, molecular function: phenylalanine-tRNA ligase activity; tRNA binding; ATP binding. The record is from RefSeq and is a predicted model, not a curated record. The transcript has 4 exons. NCBI's taxonomy places the organism in Eukaryota, Metazoa, Arthropoda, Insecta, Hymenoptera, Halictidae.